AUGAACAUUGAAGGUCAUGUCAGAAACUUUGAAACACAUGAACUACCAACAAUGUUAGAUAAAAAAGCAGAUAAAGAACAUACACAUAACUCCUUCUCAACUGUUGCUAUAGAAAGUAUUGAAGGAACGGUUGAAGAAACUGGUGGGGAUACAUUAUAUUGUAAACCUCCUAACUUUCCACAAGGUUUAACAUCGGAUGACGACAUAACGACGAUGAGAAACAUUAGAUGUAAAGAUGUUUAUGUCAUGAAGGAUGAACAUAAUAUUAAAUUCACUGCUCAAGAUUUAUAUGACAAGAAAGCAGACAAAACAGAGCUUCAAACAUUAAAGACAGAAAUACUUCAAACAUUAUAUCCUGUUGGUUCUAUUUAUACGUCAAUGAACUCAACAAAUCCAGAAACAGUUCUGGGUUUUGGUACAUGGCAGCAGAUUGUAGACAAAUUCUUAUACUGUGCAAACUCUUCAAAGCAAACAGGAGGUUCGAAGAAAAUUACUGAAGCAAACCUUCCACCGCACACUCAUACAGGAACUACAAACACAACAGGUAGUCAUUCACAUUCAAUAACAAAAAGAGGUUAUACAAAUCUUGCAGCAGGUUCGGAUAGACAGGGAAUGCAUAGAUAUGAUAUUUCAAGUGACCCAGUAGAUUCAAGCGCAGGUAUUUUCUGUGGAACCACAGGAAAUCAUUCACACACUUUCACAACAAAUCCAACAGGCUCGGGUGCAGAUUAUAUGCCACCAUUUAUGACUGUAUUCGCUUGGUUCAGAGCUGCUUAA
Molecule: messenger RNA, 777 nt
Organism: Trichomonas vaginalis G3
Lineage: Eukaryota; Parabasalia; Trichomonadida; Trichomonadidae
Product: phage tail repeat-like family
Exons: 1
Coding region: 1-777 (258 amino acids)
Source: RefSeq, a predicted model, not a curated record